Bufo bufo (common toad) is the source of this 1297-nucleotide messenger RNA. RefSeq names its product chromosome 2 C4orf47 homolog (gene CFAP96). The transcript has 8 exons. Lineage: Eukaryota; Metazoa; Chordata; Amphibia; Anura; Bufonidae. Gene Ontology annotation, cellular component: centrosome. The record is from RefSeq and is a predicted model, not a curated record. The coding region runs from base 284 to 1216 and encodes 310 amino acids.
UGUCUUAUCGUUGAAAGCCAAACAUGUCUUAUAGACAUAUAACACUGCCUUUUAAUGUCAUUGAUUCAUUUUAGGUAGAAACACGUAAUGUUAUAAUGUGUUGUGUUACUGUGUGAGAAUCAAGUGGCAAGUCCGGCAUCCCCCUUUCUUGAACUAUUCCGUUUCCAUGGCAACCACUGGUAACAAACUGUCAGGAGCAGUGAUCUAGAGACCUGAGGAGGGUGCUAGAGCUUGAGACAUACAGGAUCAGGUUACAAGGCGUGUUAUCUCUGCACUUCCAACAAUGCCUACAGAAGGAAAAUCAGAUAUGGAUAGGAUCGGUCUGUUCCGUGAAAUGGGCUACAUUAGUAUAGGAGACAAUUAUGUCACUCCCGGUUCUAAACCAUUUAAUGAAUCUGCAAGUAAGAAUAGACAGAUGCUUCCUGGUGGUGCCAAAUCCAUGGAAAACACAUUAGGAGGUUACUUUGAUACACAGUUCAAAAGAACUUUUGAAGGAGAAGCCUACUCAGAUCCAUUAAAACAUAGGAGACAGUAUCGUAUGCAGCAGGCCAAGAAGAACUUAGGAAAAGCAUUCCUCCCAUCUAAUGGGGAAAAAAAGCCAUCUGGAGCUGGCAGCUUUUAUGGGACACUGAGUGGUCCAGUUCCAGCCCUCAGUGCAGAAGUGAAACCAAGAAAAGCUUAUACUGCACCAGGCAAAAAUCUCUACACAAACCCUCCUAAGCAAGGCACAGGAUUUGGAUACCCAAACCUCACCAUUGGCAAAAGCUAUACGUAUUCCUCCGACAAUUAUGACAUAUCCAAAGAGCUCAUGAGGAAAGAAAUGGACAGUCACAAAUCAAAACUUAAAAGUGGCGCUUUUAGACUAAACCUUUAUCCGAAGGAAUAUUUUGACAUAAAUCCCUACCGGUCGGACAGGUCUUUACCACCACUGAAGAGUAAGACUGAGAAAAAAGUUAAUGUGAAGCCAUUUAAACCAAGCUCACCUGCUAAGGCGCCAGGUGGCAUGAAGGCAGGAACAUUUGACCCAUAUCCACCUCACGCCAAUGAUUCUUAUGGAAAAAGACCUACAAAGAGUGCAAGUGUUGUCAGAGGAGGGAAGACUUUCCAGCCUCCAGCGGGGCCCAAAUCAUAUCCAAUAAAAAGCAUAUUGGAAUCACAUGUUAUAAAGUUAGUGACCCCAGUAAACUACAAGACAGUAACUCUGAUGUCAUACUGAAGGCUGGUCCAGUAUCACUAUGUUUAAUGCCAAUGUACACGUGACAAUGUAAAGACAACUGUUCCAUAAAGCACAUGUUCA